GGGCAUGGGCGCCCAGUGCGGGGCCCUGGGCUGGGGCAGCGCUCGGUGUCCCUACGGGCUGGGAGAAGCCCUGAGGAGAAAGCCUUGAGGACUGGGGGUGAGAAGCUCAACAGGAGUAGGCAAUGGGUGCUUGCAGCCCAGAAAUCCAACUAUAUCUUGUCCUGCAUUCAAAGCAGUGGGACCAUGGCGAGGGAGGGGAUUCUGCCCCUCUGCUCUGCUCUGGUGAGGCUUCACCUGGAGUCCUGCAUCCAGUUCUUGAGUCUUCAGCACAGGAAAGACAUGGAUUUGUUAGAGCGAGUCCAAAGGAGGUCACUGAGAUGACCCGAGGGCUGAAGCACUUCCCAUACAAGGACAGGCUGAGAGACUUGGGGUUGUUCAGCCUGAAGAAGAAAAGGCUCUGGGCAGAUCUUAUAGCAGCUUCUGGUACUGAAAGGGAGCUUAUAGGAAAGAUGGGGAAAAUCUUUAUAGCAGGGCCUGUAGCACUAGGACAGGUGAUAAUGUUUUUAAACUAAAUGAAGAGAAGUUUAGACAGGAUAUUAGGAAGAAGUUGUUCACACAGAGGGUGGUGAGGCAGUGGCGCAGGUUGCACAGAGAAGUCGUGGCUGCCCCAUUCCUGGAGGUGUUCAAGGCCAGGUUGGAUGAGGCUUUCAGCAACCUCAUCUGGUGGGAGGUGUCCCUGCCACAAUAGGGUUUUGGAACUGGAUGGGCUUUAAGCUUCAUUCGGACCCAAACCCUUCUAUGAUGUGUCCUGCUUGAGGGAUAAGUUUUUAUUCCCAAUGGCUAUAACCAAAUGUAAAAAUUAAGAGCUCAAGACUCAAUUUUAAUGACAUACACCUUAAUUAUGGUUCUGUUGCAUUAAUUCUACCAGAGUUCUUGAAAAGAUACACCCUCGCAGGUUGGAGGGGAGGAACAGAGAUGCUGUGGUAGGUCUUUGUAGGGCUGUGGGGAUUGGAGCUGCUGUUAGUGACUUUUUCUGGAAAGGAUUUUUUUCUUCUUUCCAAAUUUUGAAUGGAAAAAGAAAAAUUGAAGGUUGCUUGCACUGAAAAAGAGCUGCGUGAGAUUAGAAUGAAAUUAAGAAAUACCAUAGAUGGCUUGGGGCACAAGACUUUGAUAAUUAGUACUGAUACAAUAAUUUUUGGAUCAUCUGGCAUACAGGCUCUAUGCAUCACCUCAUUGAAACAAAAGAAACAUAGAGAACUACUGCUAAAACUGACUAUUUUUGUGGCUAAUUUCUUCUUUUUUAGCAGGACCCUUUACUUACCAAAAUGAGACACAAUGUGGUGUGCCAGACACCUCCCACUGUCACUGUGCAUAUCAAAUUGAGUGCAUCCAGAUCGCAUCAGCAAAAACACCUGAUCAGACUGAAGCAGCCUGCUUUUAAAGACCACGAAGAAAAUGGUGAAAAAAAGGCUUCCAGUCGUAAAAACAAAUGUCUAAAGGGCCCGUGUCUAGUUAUCCAGCGUCAGGAAAUGACAGCAUUCUUUAAAUUGUUCGAUGAUGAUAUAAUCCAGGACUUCCUUUGGAUGGACUCUUGCUGUAAGAUCGCAGACAAAUAUCUCCUGGCCAUGACCUUUGUGUAUUUCAAAAGGGCUAACUUCACCAUCAAUGAGCACACCAGAAUCAAUUUCUUUGUUGCUCUGUACCUGGCAAAUACAGUUGAAGAAGACGAUGAAAAAUUAAAGUACGACAUAUUCCCAUGGGCUUUGGGAAAAGCCUGGAGGAAGCUCUUCCCUGAUUUCUUAAAGCUAAGAGAUCAGCUCUGGAGAAGACUUGACUACCGGGCUAUCGUAAGCAGGCGCUGUUGUGAAGAGGUGAUGGCCAUUGCACCAACACAUUUUGUGUGGCAGCGGGAGCGGUCACGGCACCACAGUGGAGCCGUCAGGAGCUACAAUGAUGGUGCCAUGCAGCUGCCCCGUGGUCCCAGUGCUCCUCCUACAGGCUGCUGUCUUUGUGGGAAGAAAGGAAGAUUUGUACGACUGGGAUUAUCAUCAUCAUCAUCUUCCUCCUCAUCUACUGCAACUUUGGAGAUGAUGGAAUUACGUUCAUCCCAGAAGUCAAAGGACACCCUUCUAAGUGAAGAAAUGCUUGUUGACACUCCUUUUUAUAAUGCCCAAGCAGACUGCCGGAGCCUACCCAGCAAAAGGAGACACUGCAGCACCUUGAGUCAAGAGAAAUCCAUGGACUGUUUCGCAAGCAAUGAAGAGUGAAAUACACCUGUGAAACAAACAGACACCAUGCUUUACAGAACUGGCUGAGUUGCACUGCAACACCACACCUGACUGAUCGUUAAAACACUUCCCUUUGAAUAGCAGGUGGGAUUCACACUUUAUGUGCAGUAGAAAGCAGUCAUUGCUUAAAAGUGACACAACUUGCAAAAUGAAGCAGCUCCUUGGUAACAGGUUCCUUUAUUCAUUAAUUUAUUCAUUAUUGUACAAUACUCAAUUAGCAGCUAACAC
Messenger RNA from Cuculus canorus (common cuckoo), 2456 nucleotides. RefSeq names its product speedy/RINGO cell cycle regulator family member A (gene SPDYA). The transcript has 6 exons. Gene Ontology annotation, biological process: positive regulation of cyclin-dependent protein serine/threonine kinase activity. Gene Ontology annotation, molecular function: protein kinase binding. The record is from RefSeq and is a predicted model, not a curated record. The coding region runs from base 1266 to 2207 and encodes 313 amino acids. NCBI's taxonomy places the organism in Eukaryota, Metazoa, Chordata, Aves, Cuculiformes, Cuculidae.